Molecule: messenger RNA, 269 nt
Organism: Ambispora leptoticha
Lineage: Eukaryota; Fungi; Glomeromycota; Glomeromycetes; Archaeosporales; Ambisporaceae
Source: the annotation of a GenBank genome assembly
AAGAAGAUUUGGAUGUACUUCUUUCACAACUCGAUACAGAUAUUGUACAGAUACAAGACACUGAAAAUGAAAUUCUUGCUCAACUUAUUAAGGAUCUUACUGAAGUAAAAGAAGAAAGCUAUGGAAAAUCACGUGAUCAACAGAUUCAAAUGUUAAAAACAUCUUAUUAUUUAGAACAGCUAAAGAAAGAAGCUGAUAAUAGUAAGGAAAAGAUACAGAAGAUUCAUGAUAAUCUCAAGAAAGCUCUAGGAUCCAGAUGUGCUGCCUGA